Trichechus manatus latirostris (Florida manatee) is the source of this 1897-nucleotide messenger RNA. RefSeq names its product Bardet-Biedl syndrome 1 (gene BBS1). The record is from RefSeq and is a predicted model, not a curated record. Gene Ontology annotation, biological process: non-motile cilium assembly; protein localization to cilium. Gene Ontology annotation, cellular component: axoneme; centrosome; BBSome. Gene Ontology annotation, molecular function: patched binding; smoothened binding. Bases 9 to 1790 code for a protein of 593 amino acids. The transcript has 17 exons. Lineage: Eukaryota; Metazoa; Chordata; Mammalia; Sirenia; Trichechidae.
CUGCCAAGAUGGCUGCUGCGUCUUCCUCGGAUUCCAACAGCUGCGGAGCUGAGAGCAGUGAGGCCAAUUCGAAAUGGCUGGACGCGCACUACGACCCCAUGGCCAACAUCCACACAUUUUCGGCCUGCCUGGCGCUGGCAGAUUUGCAUGGGGACGGGGAGUACAAGCUGGCGGUGGGGGACCUUGGCCCAGGUGGGCGGCAGCCCUGCCUGAAGGUGCUCAAAGGGCCAGUGGUGCUGACUGAGAGCCACCUGCCUGCCCUGCCAGCCGCUGCUGCCACCUUCCUCAUGGAGCAGCACGAGCCCCGGACGCCAGCCCUGGCUCUCGCUUCAGGCCCUUGCGUCUACAUCUAUAAGAAUCUUAGGCCCUACUUCAAGUUCAGCGUACCCCAGUUGCCUCCAAACCCUCUGGAACAAGAUGUUUGGAACCAGGCCAAGGAGGACCGGAUUGACCCUUUAACGCUGAAGGAAAUGCUGGAGGGGAUCCGGGAGAAGGCCGAGGUGCCGUUGUCUGUGCAGUCACUCAGGUUUCUGCAGCUGGAGCUGGGCGAGAUGGAGGCGUUUGUGAACCAGCACAAGUCCAAGGCCAUCAAGCGGCAGACGGUCAUCACCACCAUGACCACCCUGAAGAAGAACCUGGCUGAUGAGGACGCCAUGUCCUGCCUGGUGCUGGGCACCGAGAACAAGGAGCUGCUGGUGCUGGACCCUGAGGCCUUCACCGUUUUGACCAAGAUGAGCCUUCCCAGCGUCCCUGUGUUCCUGGAGAUUUCGGGCCAGUUUGAUGUUGAGUUCCGGCUUGCUGCUGCCUGCCGCAAUGGCAACAUCUAUAUUCUGAGAAGAGACUCCAAGCACCCCAAGUACUGCAUCGAGCUGAGCGCCCAGCCCGUUGGGCUUGUCCGGGUACACAAGGUCCUGGUGGUCGGCAGCACCCAAGACAGCCUGCACGGCUUCACCCACAAGGGCAAGAAGCUGUGGACAGUGCAGAUGCCUGCAGCCAUUCUGACCAUGAACCUCCUGGAGCAGCGUUCCCGAGGCCUGCAGGCUGUCAUGGCUGGACUGGCCAAUGGCGAGGUCCGCAUCUACCGUGACAAGGCCCUGCUGAACAUCGUCCGCACCCCGGAUGCAGUGACCAGCCUUUGCUUUGGCCGCUAUGGGCGGGAAGACAACACCCUGAUCAUGACCACAAAAGGCGGUGGCCUGAUUAUCAAGAUCCUGAAGCGCACAGCCGUGUUUGUGGAGGGGGCCGGUGAGGCAGGCCCCCCACCAGCCCAGUCCAUGAAGCUCAGCGUGCCCCGGAAGACCCGGCUGUACGUGGACCAGACCCUGCGAGAGCGCGAGGCUGGCACCGCCAUGCACCGAACCUUCCAGACAGAACUCUACCUGCUGCGCCUCCGUGCCUCCCGGGCCUACGUGCAGGCCCUCGAGUCCAGCCUGAGCCCCGUGUCUGCGACAGCCUGGGAGCCGCUCAAGCUGCACGCGGUGGUCCAGGGCCUGGGCCCCACCUUUAAGCUCACACUUCACCUGCAGAACACUUCGAUGGCCCGGCCCAUCGUGGGGCUGCUGGUCUGCUUCCUGUACAACGAGGUGCUCUAUUCCCUGCCCCGGGCCUUCUUCAAGGUCCCCUUGCUGGUGCCAGGGCUCAGCUACCCCCUGGAGACCUUUGUGGAGAGUCUCAGUGACAAGGGCAUCUCAGACGUCAUCAAGGUGCUGGUGCUGCGGGAAGGCCGGUCCGCGCCUCUGCUAAGCGCCCACAUCAACAUGCCUGUGAGCGAGGGGCUGGCAGCUGCCUGAUCCCCGAAACCUGUGUAAAGCCAGAGCCGGGGGACACACCACCUCUGCUGGGCAGCAGGCCCCCGCAUAGCAGGGUGCUGGUGGCAGCACCCCUCUUCUCUCCUAAA